This is a messenger RNA of Suillus paluster, 1173 nucleotides long. RefSeq lists its product as uncharacterized. Lineage: Eukaryota; Fungi; Basidiomycota; Agaricomycetes; Boletales; Suillaceae. The transcript has 2 exons. The record is from RefSeq and is a predicted model, not a curated record. Gene Ontology annotation, molecular function: zinc ion binding; nucleic acid binding. The coding region runs from base 1 to 1173 and encodes 390 amino acids.
AUGGUCAAUUCCAAUCCCCCGUCCGGUAGACCUACUCUCACUCGCGAACAAAUCAUCGCCGAAAACGUGGCUAUCACCACGCGUAAUCAAACGCGUCAAUCACUCCGUAAUCAAGGUGAUACUAAUGUGGAUAACGAUGAAUCCCUACUUGUAGUUCCUCCGACCUUCACUAAUCCUUCUGUUACACGUCCCUCGAUCAAUCCGUCUGCUAUUGCCUCGUCAUCAUCUUCCAAUACCGCUCCUGUCACUCCUAACAAUCCUUCCAUUACUUUACAAGUUCCUACCGCCGCUUCUUCCUCCACCUCUAGACCUACUACCCCUACCCCCUCUACUACCACCAUCAAUAUGUCUAACAUGAUCGCCGCCUUUCAACGUUUAUCCCCUUCCAAACAAAUGUCCUUUCAUGCUUCCAUGAAUGCAGCUUUAGCAGCCUCACCGAACAUCCCGUCCACUCCCACUCCCAGCACAGAACGUUCUACCCCUGCCUCUCACUCCAUUAGAGACGUUUAUGGCAUUCAUACAUACAUUUUAGAACUAGCUAGGAACAACCAGCACAUCCCCUUCUCAUUACUGACUUCUAAAAUCACGCGACGUCUCUUUCUUGAGUCAUCGACUCUUAAAUUCAUCACCUUUUAUUCAUCCCACCGAGGCUCUGCACCCACAAAAUGUCAUCUUCUUGACAUCUCACAGUUUCCCACAGAGAAUACCAUCACCAUCCCCGAAUGGCAUGAAGCAUGGUCACGCUACCUUCGCUUCCUUCAGGAACACGCUUCCCCAGAGAUUCACACUCGUUGGUCUAACCAUUACGACAUCUUACGAGAACAUCCUGACUUCACAGAUAACUGGACCGCCAUUCUUACGUUCGAUAUCGAACAACGUGCAUCAUACGCAGCGGACCCUCAAACCCUAGACGAAGUUAAGUACUUCCGCCAAUUCGAAGACAUUAAAGGUCGUGUUGCCAGGAAAGAGUCCUUAAGAGCCGUCAGCGAUGCGGUUACUGACCUCAGGAGUCACCGUCACGAACCCUAUCCUUCGCGCGACUCCUCCUUUCGCAAGACUCAAACUACCGACAAGCCCUUUCGUGCUCCCUCCAAGCCCAACGACUCAGAACGUCUUCCCCCCCUUUGUCUCUCCUGCGGUCAACUCGGCCAUACCUUUCCCAACUGCCCCUGA